GGUAAGUGUAGGGAUGUUCACGGACGAACGAUGGUCCGCGAGUACUGUCUGAUACUACGGACGUAGCUGUCUUGAAGUCUAAUGGUCUUGAGCAAUCAUCUCCCUUUGCAGCACAUCCGCCGAUACCCGGAAACGAGUACGUUCCAUUUCAAUGGGGUAUUAUAAGAAGUUGCCUACCCUCCAUCAUGCAAGGUAAGUAAAGCACACGGAGCAUUCAACGUCUCCACAACGAACGGGUCCAUCACUAUCAGUACACAUCAUGUCCUCCCUUUCCAACUUCCUCAAAGGCAUCUCCCUCUUCUCCAUUUGCACAGGGACAGCCGAUGUCCUCCUCGGCGCAUCAAGCGUGUACAACUUCUCCGGCCACCCUUUCCCGGUGAAUUCGCCUGCUGCGGUGUUCAUUGAUAGUCAACUUCGUUUUCUCGGCGGUAUGUGGGCGGGCUGGGGCGUCAUGAUGUGGUGGGCGAGCAACGACCUCCGAUCACGACGUACACCGCUGGCUCUGUUGGGCGGGAUCAUGGCAUUUUCUGGCACAGGACGAGUGAUCUCGGGUCUGAAACAUGGUUUCGGUUCCAAGGUGGUGGCCGCGGCAGCAGCGGUUGAGCUGUUAGUACCGGCCGCUAUUUGGUUAUUUAGUGACUGGCAGUAA
Messenger RNA from Exophiala viscosa, 649 nucleotides. RefSeq lists its product as uncharacterized. The record is from RefSeq and is a predicted model, not a curated record. Lineage: Eukaryota; Fungi; Ascomycota; Eurotiomycetes; Chaetothyriales; Herpotrichiellaceae. The transcript has a single exon. Bases 260 to 649 code for a protein of 129 amino acids.